AUGGCGCAUGUUGAGAACGCUGAUAUCGAGCCUAUCUCCUCUCCCGGGAACGGGAGCGACGUGUCUACUCUAGCCUCCGCGGAUAUCCCAUCCAAUCGGAUUGGAAAGAGCCAGUUGUCCCAGGAGAUAAGUCCUCAUGCUCUGGAGAAAUUGGACACGGCGAGGACGUGCGUGUCCGAUGAUAUUCCGGGCAAUCGAAGGCAGAUCGGAGUGUUCACUGCGACCUUCUUGGUGUUUAAUAGGAUAAUUGGGACGGGGAUAUUUGCUACCCCGAGCACUAUCCUGGCUUUGACUGGGAGCGUUGGCAUGUCGUUGACCGUUUGGUUCGUUGGAAUGAUCAUCACCAUGGCGGGUACGGCUGUAUAUUUGGAGUUUGGAACGGCAAUUCCAGUGAACGGUGGGGAAAAGAAUUACCUGGAGUAUGUGUAUACAAAACCAAAGUUCCUAGCAACCGCGAUAUACGCUUCAUAUGCGCUGUUCCUGGGUUGGGCGGCAGGAAAUAGCGUUAUAUUUGGAGAAUACCUUCUUCAUGCUUUUGGGGUACAGGUCAAUCUGUGGAAUCAACGCGGCAUCGGGUUAGUCUGCAUCACCGUCGCCUUCAUUAUCCACGCUACCGCAGUGAAAUGGGGGCUCCGUAUUCAAAACACACUGGGUGUCUUGAAAUUGGUUGUCAUUCUUAUCAUUGCCGUUGGCGGGCUCUUGGCUUGUGCCGGCUUUGUGAAUAUAGACAGGCCUCGUAACUUCGAACGUCCCUGGGGUGAAGGGCCACCCACGGUGUAUGGCAUAGUUAUGGGCCUGUACAAUGUCAUCUGGUCAUACGUUGGCUAUUCGAAUGCGAAUUAUGUAUGGUGCUCAGCAUCGUUUUUGCAACAGCGUAUCGUUUCGCUAACCAUCGGCCAGUGCUUGAGUGAGACUCGUAAUCCGGUUCGAACGUUGAAAAUAGCAGCACCUAUUGGCGUAGCGAUGGUUGGGAUUCUGUAUUUCCUUGUUAAUGUUGCAUAUUUUGCUGCCGUCCCAAAGGAAGAGAUGCUUCUAUCCGGGCGCAUCCUCGCGGCAUCUUUUUUUCGGAACGUUUUUGGGUUCAAGGCCGAACGAGCGCUAUCAACAUUCGUUGCUUUUUGCGCGUUUGGCAACGUCCUGGCUGUUUUGUUCUCCCAGGGCCGAAUCGUCCAAGCACUUGGAAGAGAGGGAGUUCUGCCGUUUUCGCGGUUCUGGGCGAGUAAUAAACCCUUUAACUCUCCUGCAGCUGGACUAUUCCAGCACUAUAUCGUCUCUGUGGUUGUCAUGCUGGCGCCGCCGCCAGGAGAUGCUUAUAACUUCUUGCUCAAUUUUCAAAGUCUCAUCGGAUAUCCACUUUCGAUCGUGAAUGUCCUGGUCUCCGGUGGGCUUCUUCAUAUCUACUUUUGUCCUGAGCGCUAUCCCACCUGGUCUCCUGGUAUUCGCGCUACCUUGCCGGUGACCUUUUUCUUCUUCUUCUCCAAUGUGUAUUUGGCCGUAGCACCGUUCCUGCCUCCGCCAAGAAGGGUGGGUAAUGUCUAUGAGCGUCUGCCGUAUUAUACUCAUUGUCUUGCUGGGCUCGCGAUCUUUGCGCUUGGCGCUUUGUACUGGCUCUUCUGGGCCAAGACUCUUCCUUGGAUGGGUGAAUAUCGACUUGGCGAGGAAUCCGUUGUUGGGCAAGAUGGCUGGGCGCGAAAGAUAGUCCAGCGGAUCCCCACGGCUCCCGAGCUGGAAGAGCAAGGGCGGAGGAAUGGGAGCAUGUGA
Messenger RNA from Coccidioides posadasii C735 delta SOWgp, 1761 nucleotides. The record is from RefSeq and is a predicted model, not a curated record. Lineage: Eukaryota; Fungi; Ascomycota; Eurotiomycetes; Onygenales; Onygenaceae.